Messenger RNA from Ailuropoda melanoleuca (giant panda), 4569 nucleotides. It is a transcript of the gene FARP1, whose product is annotated as FERM, ARH/RhoGEF and pleckstrin domain protein 1. The coding region runs from base 50 to 3154 and encodes 1034 amino acids. The record is from RefSeq and is a predicted model, not a curated record. Gene Ontology annotation, molecular function: cytoskeletal protein binding; guanyl-nucleotide exchange factor activity. NCBI's taxonomy places the organism in Eukaryota, Metazoa, Chordata, Mammalia, Carnivora, Ursidae. Gene Ontology annotation, cellular component: cytoskeleton. The transcript is spliced from 26 exons.
UUUUUCUUUCUCCCUGCUUCCUGCAGAUAUUAUAUAGUCUGCUUUCACCAUGGGAGAAAUAGAGCAGAGGCCAAGUCCAGGAUCGCGACUGGGGGCCCCAGAGAAUUCGGGGAUCAGCACCUUGGAACAUGGACAGAAGCUGCCCCCAACACCUUCCGGGAAACUCAUGUCCAUCAAAAUCCAGAUGCUGGAUGACACCCAGGAGGCAUUUGAAGUUCCACAACGAGCCCCGGGGAAAGUGUUGCUGGACGCAGUCUGUAAUCACCUGAACCUCGUGGAAGGGGAUUAUUUUGGCCUCGAGUUUCCUGACCACAAAAAGAUCACGGUGUGGCUGGAUCUCUUAAAACCUAUUGUCAAGCAGAUUAGAAGGCCAAAGCAUGUUGUCGUUAAGUUUGUGGUGAAAUUCUUUCCACCUGACCACACACAACUCCAAGAAGAACUCACAAGGUACUUGUUCGCUCUGCAGGUGAAGCAGGACCUGGCUCAGGGCAGGCUGACCUGCAACGACACCAGCGCGGCUCUCCUCAUCUCACACAUCGUACAGUCCGAGAUUGGGGAUUUUGAUGAAGCGUCGGACAGAGAGCAUUUAGCAAAAAACAAGUACAUACCUCAGCAGGAUGCGCUAGAAGACAAAAUCGUGGAGUUUCACCACAAUCACAUUGGACAAACACCAGCAGAAUCAGAUUUCCAACUCCUGGAGAUUGCCCGCAGGCUGGAGAUGUAUGGGAUCCGGUUGCACCCGGCUAAGGACAGGGAAGGCACUAAGAUCAACCUGGCUGUUGCCAACACGGGAAUUCUCGUGUUUCAGGGUUUCACUAAGAUCAACGCCUUCAACUGGGCCAAGGUGCGGAAGCUGAGCUUCAAGAGGAAACGCUUUCUCAUCAAGCUCCGCCCCGAUGCGAACAGCUCGUACCAAGAUACCUUGGAAUUUCUCAUGGCCAGUCGGGAUUUUUGCAAGUCCUUCUGGAAAAUCUGUGUUGAACAUCAUGCCUUUUUUAGACUUUUUGAAGAACCCAAGCCAAAGCCAAAGCCCGUCCUCUUUAGUCGAGGGUCAUCAUUUCGGUUCAGCGGUCGGACUCAGAAGCAGGUUCUCGACUAUGUGAAAGAAGGAGGACAUAAGAAAGUGCAGUUUGAAAGGAAACACAGCAAGAUUCAGUCCAUCAGAAGCCUGGCUGCACCACCAACAGAGCCGAAUUCAGAAGUGCCAAAACAAGUCAGUAAGCUGAUCAACUGUUACAACUGUGGAGUUUUUUAUUUUGUUUUUUGGGGUUUUGUUUUUUUUUGUUUUUUUAGCCCCACGCUGCCCAAGAGCCCCGCGGGCAGCGGGAAGGUGGACGGAGCCGCGCAGGCGCCGGCGGACGAAGAGGAGGAGGUCGUUAAGGAUAGGACCCAGCAGAGUAAAGCUCAGCCCCCGCAGCCGAGCACAGGCUCCCUGACUGGUAGCCCUCACCUUUCAGAGCUGUCCAUCAACUCCCAGGGAGGAGCUGUGCCCGCCAGUGUGAUCUUGUCUCCCAACCUGAGCCCCGACACCAAGCAGGCCUCCCCCUUGGUCAGCCCACUGCUGAACGACCAGGCUUGCCCACGCACCGACGACGAGGAGGAAGGCCGGAGAAAGAAAUCCCCCACGGACAAGGCGUACUUCAUCGCUAAGGAAGUAUCCACCACCGAAAGAACGUAUCUGAAGGAUCUUGAGGUCAUCACUUCGUGGUUUCAGAGCACGGUGAGCAAAGAGGACGCCAUGCCCGAAGCCUUGAAAAGUCUCAUAUUCCCAAAUUUUGAACCUUUGCACAAAUUUCAUACAAGUUUUCUCAAGGAAACUGAACAACGACUAGCCCUGUGGGAAGGCCGCUCGAACGCCCACAUCCGAGGAGAUUACCAAAGAAUCGGAGAUGUCCUGCUGAAGAACAUUCAGGGCAUGAAGCAACUGGCGGCUCACCUGUGGAAGCACAGCGAAGCCCUGGAGGCGCUGGAGACGGGCAUCAGGAGCUCGCGGCGGCUGGAGACCGUGUGCCGGGACUUCGAGCUGCAGAAGGUCUGCUACCUGCCGCUCAACACCUUCCUCCUGCGCCCGCUGCACCGGCUCAUGCACUACAAGCAGGUCCUGGAGCGGCUGUGCAAGCACCACCCGCCGCACCACGCCGACUUCAGGGACUGCCGCGCUGCCCUGGCAGAGAUUACGGAGAUGGUAGCACAACUUCACGGUACGAUGAUCAAGAUGGAGAAUUUCCAGAAGCUGCACGAACUCAAGAAAGACUUGAUUGGCAUCGACAAUCUCGUGAUUCCGGGAAGGGAGUUCAUCCGCCUGGGCAGUCUCAGCAAGCUCUCCGGCAAGGGGCUCCAGCAGCGUAUGUUUUUCCUGUUCAAUGACGUCUUGCUGUACACGAGCAGGGGGCUGACGGCCUCGAAUCAGUUUAAAGUCCACGGACAGCUCCCGCUGUACGGCAUGACCAUCGAGGAAAGCGAAGACGAGUGGGGCGUGCCCCACUGCCUAACCCUCCGAGGCCAGCGGCAGUCCAUCGUCGUGGCGGCCAGCUCCAGGUCCGAGAUGGAAAAGUGGGUUGAGGAUAUCCAGAUGGCCAUCGAUUUGGCAGAGAAAAGCAGUGGCCCCACCCCCGAGUUCCUGGCCAGCAGCCCCCCUGACAACAAGUCCCCGGAUGAGGCCGCGGUGGCCGACCAGGAGUCGGAGGAUGACCUGAGCGCCUCGCGCACGUCGCUGGAGCGCCAGGCCCCCCACCGCGGCAACACCAUGGUGCACGUGUGCUGGCACCGCAACACCAGCGUCUCCAUGGUGGACUUCAGCGUCGCCGUAGAGAAUCAGUUGUCGGGGAACUUGCUGAGGAAGUUCAAGAACAGCUCCGGCUGGCAGAAGCUGUGGGUGGUGUUCACGAACUUCUGCCUGUUCUUCUACAAGUCUCACCAGGACAAUCAGCCCCUGGCCAGCCUGCCGCUGCUCGGCUACUCCCUCACCCUUCCCUCCGAGGCCGAGGGCGUCCACAAGGACUUCGUGUUCAAGCUGCAGUUCAGGUCGCACGUGUACUAUUUCAGGGCUGAAAGCGAGUACACAUUUGACAGGUGGAUGGAGGUGAUCCGCAGCGCGACCAGCUCCGCCUCCCGCGCCCACAUCCUGAGUCACAAGGAGUCUCACGUGUAUUGAUGGCGAUGGGCUCGGCGGGGGCUGCUUCCCCGGGAGACACUGCCCGUCCUCUGUAUUAACGAAGCCCAGUAAAAUUAACACCUGUCUGGAAAACUGAAACAGGUUUUCAGCAGCUGUCCUCUGUCUCCGCAAAACCGUUUUUAACUUGUCUUUCCGAUCUGUUCCUUUGUCAUCGGAACGGAACGGUGCUCCCGCCUCCGAUGCUGGUGGCCCUGCGUCUGUCCUCCUCCUGGUGGGCUGCUUCUAGCUUGUGCCAGUAUUAAAACCUUGUCGCUAAGAGGGUGCAAGAUGACCAUGUUUCUUCCCCAGCUGCACCUUCAAAGCAGUACGACCACAUCCGUUCCACCAAAACACAGGGCAAGUGCUCUUCGUUUUCCUAAAAACAACUUACUUACUUUGAUUUCUAGGCUGGUGCAUUUUAAAAAAUUUUCCAAGGUUUGUGAUACGCAUGGCACAGUCUUAAAUGAGAUCAUUUUCAGAUUUCGUUUUUUCAGUCUUUCUACUUUUAUAAUAAUAGCAAGCUAGUGGGAUCCGCUUCUUUGAUUAACAGAAGGAUUUGCAGCACACUACGUACGUUCUUGGGGUUUUGUGCUCCAGUGCAAUGUUGUUCUUGGCACAAGCUGACCUAAUUGUUUCCGUGAUUCCUCUUUCCGAAGGGUAGCAGGGGUCCUCGGGGCAGAGCAGCAGAGCUCCAGCCCGAGGUCUGCGCUCUCCCUGUCCCAGGAGUGCCGUGUACGACGGAUGACCGCAGCUGUGGUGUUUGCUGUCUUGUCUCACAAGCAUGAGAACCUGUGUGUCUGUGGUCAGGGCCAUUUGUGAUACGUGACGUUACGGAGGGUCAUUGUGAGCUUCCAGGGGCCACGGAAGCACCGUGACGCGAGGGGCGUGGCCCCCUGGCCCCCGUGCUCAUACCUAUAUCCUGCAACUGUGGUUGGGAACUGCACAUUCGGUAGUAGUAUGUAUUGUGCCUGUCUUCAAGAACAUUCUUUUCUCCUGUUUAUACUCAUUCCCCCUCAUCCCCCAAGCAUGGGGUAUCAACAGUAUGACCUUGCACAUCCUUGACAGUCAGACUACACAGGGAAUGCGGCUCCAGGACCAGCUGGGCCCACUAGUCAAAACCCGUUUGCCUAUUCUCUGUGGAGAUCGGGUGGCUGCUAUUCCCUAGUAUUCUUAAACACUUUCUGACACAGUCCAGAGGGGGCGACCCAGCCACCCGGUGGCUCCCGGUGCCUGCACCCCAGCCGGCAAAGCCUGGACUGGUGUGCGUGGACGCGGCAGUGAACCCCUGGACGGGGAGCUCGAGAUGUGUUCGUCGUCUGCCUUACAAUGUGUACCGGAUGGUUUUAAGUACUAACAAAAGGGAAUAAAAAUACCUCACGCCACAAUCCAGCAUAUUGAAGUUUUAAGGCAAAAAA